This is a messenger RNA of Schistosoma intercalatum, 2580 nucleotides long. Lineage: Eukaryota; Metazoa; Platyhelminthes; Trematoda; Strigeidida; Schistosomatidae. The record is from the annotation of a GenBank genome assembly.
CCAGGAAGCACUGAAUACCUGCUUUAUUUCAAUAUGAGACCUAAGUGGUGCUCAUCCACAAUCUUUUGGUAUCGAACUCAGGAUCUUCAGAUCACACAGCGAGUGCUCAACCUUCAGAUCACUAAGGAAGCUUACAUGUCUAAUUUGAGCUUCCCCCGUGAGACCUUAAGGAUCUGGGUUUUGGUCUGCAGUGAGGUCGUGAACAUUCACGACUGAGAGGUUUCGUUUCAAAACAAAACAGCUGCCUCAUAGUUUUUCAAUAGUUGUCUAACUAAGAUCCAUGCGGGAUAUAAACUAAGAAUACUUUCACGUAAUAUUCUUUGUUUAUCACCUGCGAUAUUUAAAUUAGUAAAUGCUUAACUUCGUGAAUUGUCUCUUGAACAUCGCUAGAUGUUAAUAAAAAAUUAUCUUAUAUACACUAUACUCGAAGGUUAUGCUUGAAUGACGUAUUUUUUUAUAAUGUUCAAAUAGAAUUUUGUUUUGAAAUCUCAAAAGGUUGAUUUCGCAUAUUCAAAUAUAUAAACUCCCUGCUCGUUCGUAUGGUAGCAUAAAUUAUAAUUCUUUAACACUACAUGUUUUUUGACUUUUUCAAAGCUCAAAUUUUUAUUUAUUGGGUAACUCACCAUUACAUCUUAGAUAUUUUUUUACUUAGAUCCAUGAGGAAGGUAUAUGCAUAAAAUCGAGAGGUACAUACUCGUUCACAGGUACUCGAACCAUAACCGUAUGCUGUACCAUCUAAUCUUUCUUAAAAUAAAACCGGCUAGUUGGAAUACCGCAUCUGUCUCUUGCUGUAGCCUUAAUGCAUAUUAUUUAAGGCUUAUCGAAUUUUCACAUACCUCCAACUCUUACCUUAUCAAAAUCCACGUUAGCUAAGUCUUCUUAUUUAGUAUCGGGGACGAGUCUACUGGAUGUAUCAGUAUUUUAGUUGAUAGCGCUCAGUCAACACUACAAAUUAGAAAAUAUAAAAUUAGGUACUCUAUAGUCAUAUUGAUCGAUUCAGAUUUUUUUUAAUGCUCCUUCAGUUAUACUCUAAAUUGUUAUCGGGUAAGUCAAUGCACCGAUAAAUAACCAUUAAAUAUAGUUAUUUAUCUACCGUAUUUUAUGCCCCCUUUAUUGCUAUAAUAUGUUGUUCGGCAUUCCGAAUAAUUUCCAUAUUGCCAUUUUCUGUUUUUUUCUUGAAAUAACUCAUAAUAACUCGUUUUCGCGGUGGUUGUUUUUUAGUAGGGAAUGGCUCCAAGAACUUUCCGGUGGUCAAAACGAGAUUGUUUAUCACCUGAUACUGAGACAAUUAAUUUGGUUGCUCUUGUAUUCGAAGAUUCUGAAUUGUUUGAGGCGGAAGCAGCUGAAUUAAGUAUUGACGAGUCAGACGAUUCUUUUUCUCUACUUAUUCGUAAUGAUAGUUUAUUCGGUGAAAUCAAUCCAGAAGAAUACAGUACAUUACCUAGAAGCCAUCAUUCAAAUUUAUCUGCGCAUAGUUUGGCGACAACUUCAAUUGUAACGCCAACUCAUCAUGCACAAACAAUAGAAUUUAAUUUGAUUUCUACCUCACAAUUUGAAUCAUCUGGAUCAAACUCUAAUGAUCAUAAAUCACAUUCCCCUUCAAGUUUCAUUGGUGUUGGUCGAAUUCAUGAUUUUCUUUCUACAUUGCCUGUUCAUGUUUUAAGUAUCAGUACCAGUUUCCCUUGUUCACCUUCUUCAUGGCCGUGGCAUUUACUUGCUUACACUGAUUUACCAGCUUUUGUGCAUGCUAUUACUUCUGAUUUAAACUGUUUCUGGAAUUUAUUCAAUGGAAAUGCGAGUAAACAUUCAAAUUUUGUUGAUGUUAUCCCAUGUGAUUCAGCGUUUGACUUGACAACUUGUAAUUUAACAUGUCAAGCUGAAGUUGAACUAGUUAAAUGUGAUGAUACAUUUAUCCAAACUAAUUAUCAAAUGAAGUGUAUAAAUCCGUCAACCUCAACACCGAGAAAUGAAAAAGACAGUGCAAUAGUUACCCAUAAAUGUCUUCAAACUAGUCAAAAGUUAGUCCCAUUUUUCUGUGUUGGAGACCAACUUAGAAUCAGUGAUGAAAUGAAUAUUGUCUUAUUUCCUUUAUCCGGUCUUCAUCCAAAUCUGUUAAAUGAUAGUCAGUUAUGCCAUUCCACCUUUACAGCUGUCUACCUACUCCUCAUUAAUGAUGAUUCCAAACCUGAAAUUAAUACCAGUGGGUAUAUAUCUAAUCUAAGUACCAAUCACGUACAGAACACUGAAGGGUCCUGUGAUUAUGGCCUUAUGGACGAUACUUUUUCUGAUAAAAAUGAUCAGCUACACAAUACACCUAUCGUUCUUGCACUUCUAGUUCAAAUUUCACCAUCAAAACAGCUUACUUGUCCGAUAACAGUUAACCAUAAGUUAUGUCCAUUUUCUAUGGUAUCUGAUUUAAAGUUAUUUAAUGGUCAAAAGUUUACUGUUCUUUUGGCUGUGGUCGAUUUGUUAGUUAGUAAGAAUGACAAUGAUGAAUUUCAGUUACACGGUGUCUUGCAUCAACGUUUAAAUUAUUUGUCUGACUUCAAAUUUGAACUUUUUCUCCACAACCAACCAUAG